GUGAGAUAAGAGAAGAGGGAGAGAGAUAAGAAGAGAUCAAAACUAUGGUGAUGAUGAUGUGGGAAGAUGUAACUGUUGAACGACCUUCAAGUUUUGGAGCACAGAGAAAGAAGUUGUUGCUUAGUGGAAUAACAGGCUUUGCCGAACCAGCUAGGGUUAUGGCUGUCAUGGGUCCUUCUGGCUGCGGAAAAACCACCUUUCUUGACUCUUUGACUGGAAAACUUGCUCCAAAUGUUGUAAUGACCGGGAACAUUCUAAUCAAUGGGAAGAAAAACUUGAAUUCCAGAGAUGUGUCCUACGUAGCUCAGGAGGAACUUUUCUUGGGAACUUUGACUGUAAAAGAGACUCUUACAUUCUCUGCAAACAUGAGACUUCCUUCCAAAAUGACCAAAGAAGAGAUAAAUAAAGUGGUGGAAGAAACCAUAAUGGAAAUGGGUCUGGAAGAUUGUGCAGAUACAAGGAUUGGGAAUUGGCAUUGGUAGGGGUAUUAGUAUGGUGAAAAGAAGAGAGCUUAGCAUUGGCCUUGAAAUUUUAACACAAACCCAUGUAUUACUUCUUGAUUGAACUACAACUGGCCUUGAUAGUCCUCAGCUUUCUAUGUAAUUCAAGCACUAUGCCACAUUGCUCACAAAGAAAAGAUAGUUAUAUGCUCCAUUCACCAAACCCAGUAGUGAGAUUUUUUAUCAUUUGAUGACUUGCUUUGGCUUUUCAAAGUGGAGAAAAUGUUUAUUUUGGACAAGCAAAGAAUGCUCUAAAGGUAAACAUUUUUAUUGCACAGGAAAGUUGGAGUCUAAUACGAGUAAUUGAAAUUUUGUGUCUCUAAUUAGAAUGGGAAUAGUUUUUUGCCGAUGCAGGUUUCCCUGUCCUACUAGAGAAAUCCUCAGAUCAUUCCUGAUGUGUACUAAUUUGGACUUUGAUUUGAUUACUGAAGUACUAGAGAGGACUCAAUUAUGUUUGGCAUCAUCGAAGUCAACAAUGGAAAUGAGAAAAUCAGAGAUCAGAAGGACACUGAUUGAGACUUACAAAAGCUCAAAGCUAAUGCUCAAUGCAAGAAGUAAAGUUCAACAACUGAAACACAAUGAAGAACAAGGAAUUAAGCACUACACAGGUAGCACUACCACGUGGAGGAAACAAUUGUGUACAUUGACCAAGCGAUCUUUCUUAAACAUGACUAGGGACAUUGGUUACUACUGGCUGAGGAUAAUAUUCUACAUAAUGGUAGGAAUCAGUAUUGGAACCCUCUUUUUUCACAUUGGCACAGGAAACAGCUCAAUCUUGGCUAGAGCAAAGUGUGUAUCAUUCAUCUAUGGAUUCAUGAUUUGUUUGUCAUGCGGAGGAUUACCAUUUUUCAUUGAAGAAUUGAAGGUGUUCUAUGGUGAAAGGUCCAAAGGGCAUUAUGGAGAGGCUGUGUUUGUAGUAUCAAACAUCAUAUCAUCAUUCCCUUUCCUUGUUCUAACAUCUUUUUCCUCCGGAACAAUCAUUUACUUCAUGGUGCAAUUUCAUCCGGGUUUAACUAAUUAUGCAUUUUUCUGUAUCAACUUAUUCUGCUGCCUAUCUGUUGUUGAGUGUUGCAAUCAUGGCUGUAGCCUCACUGGUCCCCAAUGUGCUGAUGGGCAUUAGGAAUAGGAAACUGGUUGUAAUUGUAAGCAUACCAUUUCUCAGUGUCUGAGUCUGAGAUAAUAACAUUUAGGUUAAACUUGAUGAUGGAGUUGUUUCAUGGUGGUUGCAGAUCUUCAUGAUGAUGCCCUCCCAAAUAUUCAGAACAUUACCUGAGCUUCCAAAGUUCUUUUGGCGCUAUCCUAUGUCCUACCUUAGUUUUGCUUCUGGGCAGUUGCCAGGUACAAUGUAAAGUGUUUUGGAUAAAAAACAAGAGAUAAAAACAAAGGACUAUUACUAGGAACAUAAAACAGCAUAUAUAACAUUAUGCUUUUUGUAAUAGCUUGUGAUGUUUUGUACUAAAGGAGAAUACAAGAAUGAAGUUGGGGGGUAGAGUUCGAUCCUUUGCUACCAGUGAUGCAAAGGUUAGUGGAGAAAAAGUUCUAUCAUCGAUACUUGGGGUUCCAUUGGAUCAUAACAAAUGGUGGGACUUAACAGCAUUGGCUACCUUAUUAUUAGUUCACAGAGUGGUUCUUUUCUUGGUGCUUCGGUUUGUCAAAAGAGCAAAAUCACCUAAGCUGUGGUUCUAUGCAAAGAAAAGUCUACAGUUUGGAAAGAGAUGUUUGCUCAAUGACAAGCCAUCUAUCUCUUCCAGGAAACUAGCUCAGCAUCCAUUAUCGUCUCAAGAGGGUCUUAUGUCCCCAAACCUUGCAAUGUAACACUUUAAUAUUUAUUGCAAAUCACUACUAGAAAAAGCAUUUUAGCCACAGACGAAAUUGGUCACUAAAUAAGUAAAAUCGGUCAAAAACCAUUAAAAUUACCUUAAA
This is a messenger RNA of Vigna umbellata (rice bean), 2423 nucleotides long. NCBI's taxonomy places the organism in Eukaryota, Viridiplantae, Streptophyta, Magnoliopsida, Fabales, Fabaceae. The record is from RefSeq and is a predicted model, not a curated record.